Messenger RNA from Solanum verrucosum, 2301 nucleotides. RefSeq names its product histidine kinase CKI1. Bases 1 to 2301 code for a protein of 766 amino acids. The transcript is spliced from 6 exons. Gene Ontology annotation, biological process: phosphorylation; phosphorelay signal transduction system. Gene Ontology annotation, cellular component: nucleus. The record is from RefSeq and is a predicted model, not a curated record. Gene Ontology annotation, molecular function: phosphorelay sensor kinase activity. NCBI's taxonomy places the organism in Eukaryota, Viridiplantae, Streptophyta, Magnoliopsida, Solanales, Solanaceae.
AUGCCUGUUGGUUUCUGCUUGGUUUUGUUACUCAUAAUAGUAUUGGUACCUGCUGUAUUGAUACCUUUUUGGGUCCAUAAGGUCAAAAUAAUUGAAGGGGAGAUUAAGGUGUAUAAUGUACAGGAUGUUCUACAACGCGAUUAUCAUAAGAACAUUAAAUUUGGAUUUAUGUUAAUUAUCUUAAUGAUAGUUGUUUUGGCUGUAUCCAUAGUUACUUUUGUUAUACUAACAGUAAGAGCAGCAAGAAGAGAAAUGUAUUUGUGUUCUGCACUUAUAAAGCAAAUGGAAGCAACUCAACAAGCUGAGAGGAAGAGUAUGAAUAAAAGUACUGCGUCUGCUCGCGCAAAUCAUGAUGUUAGAGCUUCUCUUGCUGGAAUAAGUGGAUUAAUUUGGAUGUGUCGCGUUCAGGCUUCACCUCAAUCUGAAUUGGUGAAGUAUUUGGAUCAUAUGGAGUCUUGCAAGAAUGAUCUUUUAGACAUAUUGAAUUCGAUUCUUGACGAAAACAAGAUUGAAGAAGGGAAGAAGCAGCUUAAAGAAGAAGAAUUCAACAUGGAAGAGUUACUAGAACAUGUUGUCAACAUCUAUUACCCGAAUGGAGCAAUGAAGAAUGUCGAUGUGUUACUAGAUCCAUGUGAUGGUUCUAUCGCGAGAUUCUCUCGUGUUAAAGGAGACAGGAUAGAAUUGCAAAGGAUCUUGAAUAACCUGUUGCAAAAUGCAGAUAAAUUUACAUCAGAAGGACACAUUACUCUUCGUGCUUGGGCUCGAAAACCUGGUUUUGAGGAAAGUUCCACUCUGAAUACAAGUAACUCUAGCAUUGGUUGUAUGCCAUGUUUACGUUUACAGAACGAUGAAUCUUCUGCAGAAGUGCGAGUACUGAAUAGAGUUCAGCAAGAUCCUAACUGUGUGGAGUUCAUAUUCGAGGUGGAUGAUACAGGGAAAGGAAUUCCGAAAGAGAAACAGAAGUCAGUUUUUGAGAAUUAUGUUCAAGUGAAUGAUCAGACAACUUCUGUUCAUGGAUCACAAGCAGGCACUGGCUUAGGCCUCGGCAUUACUCAGUCGUUGGUUCGUUUAAUGGGAGGUGAGAUAGGUAUCGUCGACAAGCAAAUUGGUGAAAAGGGCACUUGCUUCAGAUUCAACAUUUUCCUCAUAGCAAGUGAUCAACCUCAACUUCAAGAACAUCAAGCAAUUAGUGUUAAUUGUGCAAAAGAAGAAGAUUUAGAGUCUCAAUUAGGAGGAGAUUAUAUAUCUAAUGACUCUUAUUAUCAUUCAGUAGCAAGUGAUAACAGUAUCACUAGUCAUCAAAAAUCCAAUGUCAUUCUUUUCAUUAAGGAGGAAGAAAGAAGUCGAGUUCUUCGUAGAUUCAUGAUGAAUGUACUUGGCUUAAAGGUACAUGUUGUGAAUCGACACGAGCAGUUUCCUCAAACUCUCAAGAAAGUGAAAGGCAAGAUAACCAACUCCUCCUCGUCCUCGUGUAAAUCAAAGGAAAUUCCCCUCAGUGCUCUAGAUGGAACAGAUAUCGAUAUCUCAUCAUUUCAGAGGAGAGGCAGAGGACUAAGAUUCAUCUUGAUCAUAAUUGACACAAGUGAUGGACUAACUCGAGAAAUGAGUCGUGCUAUGGCUGAGUUACGAAAGGACUUCCCUAAGAAUGUGUCUCUUCGUGUUGUUUGGAUUGAUAAACCAGGUGUAGAUGAGGAUAAGCUACCUUCAACAGACAUAGUCAUAACAAAACCACUACAUGGUUCUCGUUUAUUUCGUGUCCUCAAAUUUACACGAGAAACAAAGGACGAAACAACUUCAAGAAUCAAGACUCAACAACAUACAUUAGUACAAGAUGUUUCUGUUGAUGUUAACGGACAUUCUAGUAAGAAGUUACCUUUAACAGGAAAGAAAAUCUUGGUGGUUGAGGAUGAUAGGAUGUUACUUAUGAUUUGCAAAACCGCGGUUUCUAAGCUUGGUGCAACCACUUACACAUGUAAAAAUGGUCAAGAAGCUCUAGAUGAAGUGUGCAAAGGCCUUAGUGAACAACGCGAUAUAGGAUCAUCCACUCCUUCACCACCAUUUGAUUAUAUUCUAAUGGAUUGUGAGAUGCCCGAGAUGGAUGGAUUUGAAGCAACGAAAUGUAUUAGGAAAGAAGAGGCGCGAUAUGGAAUUCGAAUACCUAUAAUAGCUUUCACAGCACAUACAGAAAAGGAAGAGACAGAUAAGAUUUUUCAAGCUGGAAUGGAUUAUUACUUACCUAAAGAAAGCAAAGGUGAAGAGAUUUUGAAAGCCAUAGAUUUUAUAGAACAUACAAAGGUUUAA